This is a messenger RNA of Adineta steineri, 804 nucleotides long. The record is from the annotation of a GenBank genome assembly. NCBI's taxonomy places the organism in Eukaryota, Metazoa, Rotifera, Eurotatoria, Adinetida, Adinetidae.
AUGGAAAAGCGAUCACGUGAAUCACAAGUAUCAGCUAUUUGUGAUUUAUUACAUAUUGAACAUACUGGUAGUGAUGCAACAGCAUUAGCCAUUACACAUGACAAAAUAUUAGCAAAAAGAUUAUUAAUUCAAGAUAAUAUUUUAACUCCAAAAUAUGUUGUUUAUAAUGGUAAAUCUUUGCCGAGAGAGACAAUAUCUUCUCUUCGUUUUCCAGUUAUUAUUAAACCAAGUCAUGAGGGAAGUUCGAAAGGUAUUGACAACCUAUCGGUAGUAGAUACAAUUGAAGAGUUUAAAACAGUUGUGGUAACUAAAUGGAAAGCAUUUCAACAACCUAUUCUAUGUGAAGAAUAUAUUGCGGGAAAAGAGUACACUAUUGCAGUAUUAGGUAACGAGAACUCAGAUUUGAAUGAUCUUCAGAUCAUUGGUCCAAUGGAAGUAUCAUGGAAAACUACUGAUAAAUAUCCAAUUUAUACAUAUCAAUAUAAACUCUCACUUACUUAUUUUUCAUCAACUUGUCCUGUUAAAUUUGAUAAUGAAGAACAAAUGGCAAAUGUAUGUAUGUUUGCAAAACGCGUUUUCGUUUCACUUGGAUGUCGAGAUGUAUGUCGAAUUGAUUUUCGUAUUGAUAAUCAAGGCUCCAUUUAUUUUCUCGAGUUAAAUGGUAUACCAGGCAUUGCACCCAACUUCUCUGAUCUACCUGUAAUGGCAAAUAAAUGUGGAAUAUCAUAUAAAACAGUUAUUGAACGAAUACUAACACCAUCAGUGAAUCGAUAUAUUAAAAAGAAAUUAACAAAAACUCAAUAA